Messenger RNA from Cordyceps fumosorosea ARSEF 2679, 1059 nucleotides. RefSeq lists its product as hypothetical. NCBI's taxonomy places the organism in Eukaryota, Fungi, Ascomycota, Sordariomycetes, Hypocreales, Cordycipitaceae. The transcript has a single exon. Bases 1 to 1059 code for a protein of 352 amino acids. The record is from RefSeq and is a predicted model, not a curated record.
AUGAAACCGAGUUCCACCGCCCUCGUACUCAGCAUGGCCGUCCUCGGCCAGUGCGACGGCCAAGACACAACGGCUACUCUAUGCACCAAAUAUGUGCCUGGUUCUGUGCAGUCGUCGACCAACAGCACCACCACAACCAGCACCAGCUGCACAUCUGCACAGUACGGGCCGCCAGCGGCCCCGUCCGCGGAUACUUACACCAGUGGCUUUGUCGAGUACACAUUCUCUGCAACCCCAGCGAUCGGGACUGGUAGUGCAAGCACCUCCUGCACCUCUAUAAAUAGCGAAACAUCAUCAGUGGUGGUGCCGACCAACGCUACCAUCUUUCCAACGACCAACAGCACCAGCACCAGCAUCCUCCUCGGCCCAUCGGCCACCCGCCGCGCUUCGCCUACGGGUGCCGCGAACACGACCAGCGAGACGACCGUCGCGGACUCUGCCGAGGACGACGACGGCAAGCCCGACCUCGGCUUCGACGCCUUCCGCACGCUCUUCGACACCCUGCCCCCCGCCCCUUGGGGCUGGAAACGCCUCCCCGAGCCCGGGAACUUCGUCACAAACCCGCCCUACGAGUUCAAGGACGCCGUCUGCACCGGCGACCUCGUCGAGCCCUUCGAGGAGCGCCGCGCCACGCGGCACCUCGAGUGGUUCUGCAACCGCUGGAUCAUGCCGCGAAAGCGCCUCUUCUCCAGCACGGCCGGCAGGGCGACCAUCUACAUAUGCCUGUACGGCGACGGCCAGCCGGCCAACUGUAGCCUGGGCCUGUGGCGCGCGGCGAGCGCGGCCAUCGACCGCGAGUGCGGCGUCGGCGUGACGGGCUACGUGCACCUGGAUAAGAUGCGCUUGGGCAGGGACAUGCCGGACAACAGGGUCCUGCUGUGCGAGAACCUCCAUUGGUCGCCGCUGUUUCAGUACCACAACUACUGGCGCCACGAGCCGGUUCUGGUGGACGACCGCCCGUACAAGGAGUGGCGCAUCCUGAACAACAGGAGGCUGUUGAAGAAGGAGUCUGAGCCGGAAGAUAUUAACGAGGGAAACGACGCCGAUUCGAUAACUUAG